Messenger RNA from Penicillium expansum, 1950 nucleotides. RefSeq lists its product as uncharacterized. Bases 1 to 1950 code for a protein of 649 amino acids. The transcript has a single exon. Lineage: Eukaryota; Fungi; Ascomycota; Eurotiomycetes; Eurotiales; Aspergillaceae. The record is from RefSeq and is a predicted model, not a curated record.
AUGGGAGGGCUGCACACUCGGUUGCUGCUGCUGCAACCAAGGCGACGGCUUAACACUGGGAAUAUGUUGUCACGGCAAUUGGUGCGCAACCUCUACCCUGCAACAAUUAAACGACCCCAUGACCCAUCACCAUCUGAAUUGCUUCGGUUCGCCCUGACGGAUUCAACUAAGCCAAUUCAUGACCAGAAUACUAACGAGAUCUUAUCUGGGUAUCUUCGUGAACUUUUUGUCGCCGAAUGGAAGCUCAAUACACCACCUCCCACGUUGUGGACCUCCCUCAAAGGGCUUACAUCACGGAGUCAAGAGUUGUCGUGGGAUGCCAAUAGCCACAUUGCCAAUAUCUCUUCCUUGCGGAGCCUAAUUGAGAGAUAUAUCAACAGCAAACGUGAAGCAGAACUCUUGCAGACUGGUGACUGUUUGCCAUUGUAUUACGCUUUGCGGCGCUGUCAACAGAACAACACAUUGCCAGAAAUCCUGUCGGUGCUACAUGACUUGUUGGCAAGGCUGAAGCGUCUCCGGCUUCCUAUCCACCCUAAAAUGUACAGUAUAGCGUUAUGCUUUGCAUGUUUUGAGCUUUCGCCUUCAGAUCUCAAACAAUUCUUGGAUGGGCACCACCAGAUGGGCUUUCCAACCCUAAGUCUCAGGGAAAGUUUGCGGAUAGUCCGAUGUUACUCUGAAGCACUUGACUGCAAAGCUUUUGAGGAUCAAUACUAUGACCCCAAUCCCAUCCUUGCUGGGUUCACAGGCGAAGGGGAAUUCGUGACCCAGGACCACAAUUUGCAUGAGACCUUGUUCUGGGCGCAAUGUACCGAUCAAACUGGCAACCAGUUCAAUUCUGAAAACAAGGCCCAUGAUUAUAUAUGUCUACUUGUUAGGCUUGGGGAUGAUGAGAUGCUUCACAAAUGUUGGUCUCGUUUUUUGAAGAACAUUCAGCCUAAGAACUCUGGAAGCUGCAUCGCUGCCUAUCAGGUAGUGCUUGCUCUAGUCCAAAAUGUUCAGUCUCGAAUAGCAGUGAAAUUUUUGGAAGAUAUCUCUCAACGUUGUGGUGAUAACUUGCCAUUCAUUGCGAAAUUCUCGAACGUUCGAUUCUUCCUUGAUGAUGCUAUUGUGGGUGAGGCACUACCUGACCUAGUGAGGGGAGGGGACUACCUCGAACUACUUGAGUUUUGCCUUGAGGACAUGGAUCGAAGGAUGAGUAUUGAAUGGAACACCAAGCGUCAAAGCCAUUUCAGUACGGCCUUAGAUCCCUCACAAUCAAUCUGGGGAUCAUUUGAUGAUCAACUUUUGCCUAGAAUUGAUAGCAAAUCUGUUGGUUCUGAUCAUACAGGACAGCUAUAUGCAGAGCUUUACAUUCAUGGCUGCUCCAAGUCUCCGGCUACACUCGGCAGAGUCGUAGAUCUGUUGAAUGAUCACGACGGACAACCCCAGGAGAUCGUCACUAAUCUUGAUUAUAAUCCAGCACGACUUGAUGAAUUAAUUCGCUCCAAAUUUGAGUCGCUCGAACUCCGAUGGGUACCAGAACACUCACCGGUUGAAUUUUCUAACUCCCAAAUCCCGGCGCUGCAUGAUUUGUCUGAGCCUAUGACCCCAUCUACCCUAGGCCUUAUUCGGGCUCGAUUGAUCAUUCACGGAGUUCCUCAAAUGGGGAUCCACAACUUACAUUUGAUGCAACUCGGCUGCAUGGAUAUGCGGUAUGGUCCAGACGAACCAUGGCAGCCAUCAGGUUACAUCGUGGUUUGGGACCGCCAUCACGGGGAACUCCUCGGGCUUUACGUUGGGCAGAACACCGGUAUUAUUGACUGUGGCCCAGCGCCUUCGGAUGGCCCUCUCGGUGCCUUGAUGCAUCUCACGCUCUCAGCCAGUCCUACCAGUGGUCCACGGACUCUUCCUCGAAAUUGCUGGGGACCUUACUAUCUGGAUGUAGAUCCAAGUGCAGAUCUAGAGUAUUGA